GGAAUCAGCACCGAGUCCUCUCUGGAUAUCUGCGAGCCAUCACAACCUACACGCUCAGCCCAAGUUCUGUCUUUCAGAAAAUUCCCGGGGCUUCGUCGGUGUGCUGGAUAUCCAGAGGGGAACGGUUUUCCAUCUGCUUUGCGCACUUCUGACCCACGCGCGGCUCUGGAAUGCGUGAUCUGCUCUUGUCACCAGAGGCAUCUGAAAUGACAGUCUCGAGCGCCACACAAACAACUGUCGGCGAGAGAGGCUGCAGAGCGCGAGGACACCGCUAGAACACGCAGGCGGAGAGAGCAGGUGCGGAUCCUGGGAACGUGCGUCUUUCUAUUCUAUCUCAGACUGGGAUUUUUUUGUUCUUACCAGUAGCAAAUCGGGGAUUAAAUAAAAGGGACUAUGGAAGAACCAGGGCAGACCCUAAUCUACCAGGAAGACGCUGAUCCCAUUAGAAAGCUGAUGACCAACACAUAUUUACGCACGUCCACGGGGAAAGAAGAAGACGAAUAUGUGGAUUUAAAUGAUUUGCUGGAUGUCAAGUUGGGCGACAUGAAAACAGUCAAAGUAAUUUAUACAGGCGAAGGGGGUCAGCUGGCUAUUUCUAAAAGCAACGCCGGUUCAGACGUGUCGCCUUCGAUGAAAGACGCGUCCGGGGAGCGCAAAGAGUCAGAUGAAUCCGCCGCUGCUGCCACUACCAACAGUACAUCUAUUAAUCAUGAAAGCUCGGAAGACGUCAGAGUAGAGGAGAGUCCCCCGUCAGGCUCUUUUGAAACAGCCUCCUCCAAAGCUCCCAACGCCAGUGACAACUUCAUGGACUGCCUGGAAUCACCCGCAAACAACCCGGACUUCUCUGCCCAGCCUCGGCCCCAAACCGCGCCGCCCAACAUCGAAACAGGAACCACGUGCACGGACAAAGAAUUACUAUAUACCGACAUGCAUUUAGGCAGUAAAAGUGACUCCGAGGACGACGCUACAAUAGUGAUUUCCGGCGACUGCACACCACAGAUCAUCGAGGACGACUUCCACUUCAUCACGACACAUGAAAUCCAGCUUUCCGAGUUAGAUCAUGAUGUUGACUACGAGUUUGGGGCGGGAUCCAGCUGGGAGAUCGAAGACGACCACCAGGUUUACUCGUUUGUUGAUUAUGCUUCUUUUGACAGUGAUGAAACGACAGGAGAGGACGGGGCUUUAGUGCGGAUGAAAAGCAAUCAGGCCGGCUCUAAUAGGAGUGGAGCAGCCGUCAGCAGUCUGCCUGAAAGCGAUCUGUGCAAGACGGGCAAAUGCGCCAGCUCAGAUGAGAGUCUGUCAAAGGACCAAAACAGCGCUGGGAACACUGCGGGGCAGAUCCACCUGUCAAUCAAAACCACUUCCCGAGCUAUAAAUGAGCUUAGCAACGUCCAAGAAAAGGAAAACAUUCUUUAUCAUGCCGCGCAUACUGGAGACAUGAGUUUUUUCAGGAGUGCGGAUGCUAACGCGGGUAAACUCGCUGAAAGCGCGAAGUGCUACAUUGCCCUCCCAGGCCGCCUGCACUUCAAUAGCAAAUUCAGAGGCAAAGAUGCUCACGACUACUCUAGUGGCGCAUCCAGUGCGGUCAGCGAACUGGACGACGCAGAUAAGGAAGUGCGUAACCUGACUGCCCGCUCGUUUAAGAGCUUGGCGUACCCCUAUUUUGAUGCCAUAAAUUUCAGCACCUCCAGCGAGUCUUCGCUCUCCGAGCAUGGGCUAGGCAUAAACAGGUGGUCCACGUUUGUUGACCUCAAGUAUGGUAACGUGAACAUGACAAAGGGACACGAUCCAAAUCUGGUGUCCCAUAAAAGCACAUCAAACUUUAAACUGGCCAAGAAUAAAGACAGUAAAGGCAUGUCUCUCGCCAGCAUGAAAGCGCCCCCGGUCGAAGUAUUUGCGCUGAAUGGUAACCUUGGUGACCCCAAAAACGCAGCAUCUGCCAGAAAAAAGAUCGAGCUGAUGCAAAAACUCGGCCAGGGCAAGGGAGGAGUGAUCACGCUCACAGAAACGCUGAAUUUUCGCUGCAACGUUCAGUCGGGGAUGUCGGGAAGCGAAAGGCGCGCGAAAUUUGCGCAAAAUGCAGCAGGAUCACGUUCCACAGAUGAAGUUACAAACACCUUGCCAAGCGGGCAGAGGAGCGAGGCCAGGAGGCGACCCAGCAAUGCGGGGGAAACCAUGGAAGGCACACACAAGAAAGCAAUAUUCGCAUCGAGCCUUCUCAAAAAUGUAAUUUCUAAGAAAAUGCAAUUUGAGCAGGAGCGCAAAAUGGAGAGGGGGGAAAUCUGCGAACAAUACCAAGACUCGUCUCCCUGUUUUUCGUGUUAUGAGAACGAGUCCCCGAAGGAAAACACUUCCCGAGGUUUGCAGAGACAAGGUUCGAAAUACUCAGAAGUGGACUCAGACUACAGCAUUGUUUGUUUGGAUGAGCUAGGGGACAUAGUGGACAGUAAUUCGUGCGAUGCCAAGGACGACAACCGCCGAGACGACACUAUAACGCUUGCAUCAGAAACUAAUUUAGAGUCGACAAAUGAAGCAGGAAUCGAUACUAAAAAAGGAGCAUUCGAAGCGUCCAAAAGCACGCUGCUUCGAAGCCAAAAUAGCGCAUUCAGAUCGUGGAGGGACGGAGAGCUAGAGUUUCAAAAGGAACAUAAAAACGACAAAACGCCGGAGGGGAACCUGCCACCGCCUAACGACAACUUGGGAGAAUCGGACUUACACGGGGAUUCGGGCAUCAGCAAGCUUACUAAAAUGUCGCAUUUGUUUCUGCCAAGUAUCCAAGUUGUGUCGAAUGAGAAGGAACUGGGGAAACCUCUCCCAAAUGCUAAUUAUUCGCUGGGAGAGGGCGGAGGGCUGGGACUGUGCUCCGAGAAUGCCCUCUAUGUCCCAGAGACAGCCAGGAGUGUGGUAACCUCGAAGUCACCCGAAAUCAAGAUAAGUUUACGGACUGUGAAAGACAGCAAAAGCGACCCGUUCAAUAUCGCCAAGCUGCAAUCGCCCAAUAUAGGCUGCAACGCAGUCAACCUUAUCAAGACAUCUGACGACUCCAAAAGGGUGCUGCUAAAGGGUGAGUCGUGUGACAAAGUGCCUCACUUUACCGUCAGAGACAUUAGAGAUAACAAGGGUAAGCUCCAGACACCUAUCCACCAGGUUAGAGAUGUGCGUAAAUUGGUGAAAAGCUCGUAUCACUUUGUUUCUUUGGAUAACGAGAAUAAAUCUAUCGUCACAGGUUCCGACCUUCACACAGAGCAAAAGGCACUCAAACAGAGUCCCUAUCGGAACCUGGCAUCACUUUCCCCCAUAGUUAUAAAAUGUCAGUCUGUGAAUACAAAUAGCCAUGUUAGGCAAUCUGGAAAUUUAAUCGAGGUUUCUAAACGUAGACUUGGAGAAGAUAUACAGGAGCUAGACAGGUCCUCCCCACAGAUACCGAUAGAGGGCGCCAGAAACGCAACAACUCCUGUCCAGAGACCCACGAGCAGAGCUUAUUCAGUCAACACAAAACAAACAAAAAGUGAGCCGUCAGACGGAACCAUCGGCCUGAAAAUUGAGACCAGAACCGCGACUAGGAAACAGGAGAAAACAGGUGAGGGUGGGGAGAAGAAGUCUGAGAAUAAGAUGGCCGCUCUAGCGAAGUUACAAGCUGCUGUGAAGACUAUGGAACAGCUGUACGUGUUCGACAGAAACGAAUGGAAGAGGAAGGCAAAGCCUCGGGCAAUCUUAGACAGCCACGUGCUCUCUCUCAUCACCAGCGAGGAGCAUGGCGGCGGCGCAGAGGAGGCUGGAAACGCCUUGGUCACCAUGGCCAUGGGCAGCAUGGAGAAGCCGGUGAGAAGGGACUCGUACUCGAAUCCGGAGAAGAUCCCGGCUGCCUCGGCCAGGGAGUUGUUGAGGAACGGGCACAAGACCCCCACCCUGCCUGGUGUCUCCGCUGGCAACAAGCCCGCCGGCAGCCUGGGCGGGGGUCAAAGGCCGCCCCUGUCCACCUUCACCUCCGGCCCUCAGAUGCCCUCCGCGCCCCCCUUGUCCUACACCCCCAAAGGCUUCACCCCCAUCUCGCCCAAGCUGCCUGUCUCGCUGAAGAUCUCUCAGGCCCGCCAUGCGUCUGAGGAGCGCGAGCGGGCCAACGGCAGCGAUGCCGAGAGGCCCCUGGGGGCCCCUCUGAGCUCUUUCGCCACCGCGGUCGCAGACCCCGAGAACUACCUGACCAUCCCUGUCAAGCCACAAGCCAUACCUGCCGUUGCCGCAGGCAACAGCAACAGCCUCAGCAGCGGCGGUGUCGGUGGUGUUGGUGGCCGGGAGAAGUCCGUCUACACCUUCACCUCCUCCACCCCCUCCACCGGCUCCAGGCAGCAGCGGCCGCCACACUCGGCCAGCCCCACGGCCCGCUUCAUGCACGAGGGCCUCCGCCGACACUCCGAGGGGCGGCAGUCUCCCCGGCGCCCCGCAGUGGUCAUGGAGACACGCUCGCCGGACACGCCCACCGCCACCAUCUACCACCACUCUGUCCCCAUGGCGAUGAGCACAGCAACGGCGAUGGCGUCGCAGCCCCAGGUGAUCUGCUUCUCCCCCUCCGUGCAGCACAUGGCCCCCAUGGAGCCCUUCGGCCACAUGCAGCGCAAGAUGCUGCUGGACCCCACCACCGGCAGCUACUACCUGGUGGACACGCCGGUGCAGCCCGCCACGCGCCGCCUCUUCGACCCCGAGACGGGGCAGUACGUGGACGUGCCCAUGCCCCCGCAGCAGCCCAUGACCCCCGUGCCCCUGCCCAUGUCGCCCCUGGCGCUCAGCCCCACGGCCUACAGCCACACGGUGCCCUACGUCCUCUACCCCGGCUUCAUGCCCUCGCCCGCGCUCAUCCCUGCGCGCCUGCAGUCACAGAUGUCCAUGCAGGGGAGCGAGGGGGGGGACGAGCGCGGUAAGCACCCCCCGGGGCAACAGGGCGACGGGGCGUACAUGGAGAGCCCCUACUACAUGCCCACGGGGGGGCGGGGGGGGCGUGGGACACCCGGGCAGCAGCAGCAACACCAGCACCUGGGUGGAGGUGGGGGGGGCACCAGGGUGGUGGCAGGGGGGGGCAAACAGCCCGUCAUCAGCAUCAUGUCACAGCAGGGCCCCCGCAUCAUCGCCCCCCCCUCGUUUGACGGCACCACCAUGAGCUUUGUGGUGGAGCAUCGGUAGAAACGUAGACAGGAGAACCCUGUCCGGCACCCUCCACCCCCACCAAAAUCCCUCCCCCCUCCAUCGUCAUCCGGUGUAUUUGGCCUAUCCGGUGUGACGGAAUUCCCCUCCAUCUCAUCUCCACCAAUCAGAGGUCCAUGAUCACCAGCAUAUCCCAGCGUACCCGAGCCACCCCCUUUCUCUCACCAGUGCUUCCUUUCACCGCCCUUUUCUUUCCCCCACACACCACACCAGUCUCUCUCUUCUCUCUUUAUGCUUAACUUCAUUUUUUACCUUGAACACUUUAUUUUAGUUUUCCUUGUUGUUCCUGGUCCUCCAUCGCUGUUUCAUAUCUCAGAGAAUGGUUGACCAGAGGCAUGUUGUACAAGUCAUCGUGUGUCAGUCACUGAAGUGUUCGGUCAUAGAGGAUGUAAGAGACAUGCAGUGUGUGUGCUUGAGAUGCUAACUUCCUGUGUGUUUUUAGCCCCAAUUGACACAGAUUAGCCUCAAUUUAUCGUAGAUCUUUGUUCACUGUUCCAAUGAAAACAGGUUAGCCUCGUGCUAACAGCCUCGAUUUGGCUUACAUCUGUGUUCUCUACCCUUAUUCAAACAGAUUAGCCUCAUGCUAACAGCCUCGAUUUAGCUUACAUGUGUGUUCACUACCCUUAUUCAAACAGAUUAGCCUCAUGCUAACAGCCUCGAUUUAGCUUACAUGUGUGUUCACUACCGUAAUUGAAACCGAUUAGCCUCAUGCUAACAGGUCUCAGGUCUCCCUGAAAGAGUGUUGUCACACUUUGCCUGGGUUAGGUUUUCUGGAGACUGUGUUUUGUUCAUCGCCACAUUUAGCAUUGCAUAGGAUGAGAUAGAACGUAGAACAUAGAAUACCUCCUGGUGUUCUGUGGUUGUAUUGAGCCUCGUACACUAAGUUAUGUUUCCUUGUUCUCCACAGAAAAUGCCACCUGUCCUGUUUAUGUUAUAUACAUACAGCACUGUAAUGUGCUCUAUUGUCUGUCUGUCUGUGUGUGUGUGUGCGUUUCAUACACACACCACUUUAAUGUGGUGUGUUCUUUACGUGGUUUGUCCUUUCAGUACAGCACAGCUGUAUGCCUGUACAGACCUGUGUAGUAAUCUCCACCGUGCUCUGCUGGUGCGACUGAGCCAUGGCCAGUUAGCACAGCGCCCUGUGCUGCUAGGGUCAGAGGGCCCGUCUGCCUGAAAAAGAGGCGGGGGAGGGGGGCCUACUCAGACAGAUGUCCUGAGUAGCCGCUCUCUAAAGCCGUAGAGGAGGGAAAGGACGACUGUAGGGGAACAGGACUUUCUCUAGGUCGUCCCAGUGAAAUGUUACAGUAUCAGUACCCACGGGAGAAAAUAGAUGUUUUUGUCUAGAGUGUAGAGUUGUAUGUGUGUGUGUGUGUGUGUGAAACAGUGGCGACCGUGUGGACAUGCAGGGGAGGAUAAUGUGGUGGAUGAGGCUCGGGUACGAGUGGUUCCCAAGAGGAUAUUCUCGUCAGUAGUGUAUCGUAACAGCAAACCUAAAAUGUGGCAUAGUGUGGCUCUCUGUCACGGAGUGUUCCUGACUGUUGGCGUAACAAAUAUGCUCUUC
Clupea harengus (Atlantic herring) is the source of this 6757-nucleotide messenger RNA. It is a transcript of the gene c18h4orf54, whose product is annotated as chromosome 18 C4orf54 homolog. Lineage: Eukaryota; Metazoa; Chordata; Actinopteri; Clupeiformes; Clupeidae. The record is from RefSeq and is a predicted model, not a curated record.